AUGUCUUUAUCAUUUCAUUCUCGACUAUCUGAUAACCUUGGCACUCUACUCGAACAAGCAGAAGACUAUGACGUUAUGAUUAAAGUUGGGAACCUCAAAACUGAAAAUAAACAUUUUCGUGCACAUUCGGUUAUUCUAAGGGCAAGGUCAGAGUAUUUUCGAGCGGCCUUAUCAAAUAAAUGGGCAAAGAAAGAAGGGGCAAAGUAUGUGUUUGAAAAACCUAAUAUUAGACCGAUAGUAUUUGAAGUAAUACUUAGGUAUAUAUAUAGUGGCAACCUCGUAUUAGAUAAACUUAAUGGAAAGGACAUUGUAGAACUUUUGGUAGCAGCGGAUGAAUUAAUAUUUGAAGAGCUUAUAUAUCCACUACAAGAUUAUCUUCUUAAAAAUAAGUUGACGUGGAUCCAAGAAAACAUUUUAUACGUUCUAAAUACAGUUAUAGGUUUAAAUGCAUUCAACACACCGAAUUUAAAGAAUUUGGACAUUGUAAAUUGGGGUACAAAAGAAUUCAAUGCAUUGGAAAAAACUUUACAACGAUGUAUUCCGUUGAUAAGGUUUGGUCAAUUUUCAAUUGAAGAAUUUACCACUAAAGUCAAACCAUAUAUAAGGAUUUUACCAUCAAAUUUGAGAUCAAGAAUUGUCCAACAUUUAUUGUCUAAAAGACAAUCAGAAUCUAUUGUUACAAUACCGGCAACACCGGAAAGAGCGAUAGAUUCAAUAAUUAUUACUCAUCAACAGGCUGCACUUAUUGCGUGUUGGAUAGAUCGAAAACAGGUGACGGAGUCUACGUCUUUAUCUGAAAUGUUUCCAAUUCCGUAUUAUUUCAGCCGUGAUGGAUAUUUCGCUAAAACAUUUCAUACCCAAUGUGAUGGUCAAGGUGCUACUAUAGUUGUCGUAAGAGUGAGUAAGUCAGAUGAAUUAAUAGGAGGCUAUAAUCCAAUAGGAUGGUCUUCGCCAAGAGAUGUCGAAUGGCGUGGUACUCGUGACAGCUUUAUAUUUUCUUUAGGAGAUGGAAAAGAACUAAGUAAAGCGAAACUAAGUAGGAUUAAAGAAGAUUACGUAAAUGAUGCAAUUCAACUUCAUGAUCGAUUAGGACCAUCGUUUGGAUUUUACGAAUUGAAAAUCGUCGAUGAUGCUGCUCGAGCUGAAACAAGUUACGCAUCUGGUGGGUUGAAAUAUGAACACACAAUUAGAGAUAAAUGGAAUUAUUUCAGAGUAGAUGAUUAUGAGGUUUUUCAAGUUUUAAAGAAAUAA
Molecule: messenger RNA, 1251 nt
Organism: Dentiscutata heterogama
Lineage: Eukaryota; Fungi; Glomeromycota; Glomeromycetes; Diversisporales; Gigasporaceae
Source: the annotation of a GenBank genome assembly